AUGACAGACGUUCAGUCUUCACAUUCCCUAAAGACCAGGAACUCCUGGAAAACGGUUCGGUCGCUGCUGCGGAGAAUAAGAUCAAAUCCAAUCAAGCAUCAAAGGCGAUCUUCUCAAGUCAUCGAAGGCGUAGGGAAAGGAUCGAUUUCCACAUCAGAGGGUUCAGUGGCGCUCUCUGUUGCUGAAUUCCCCGUACCCCAGGUGCAAAAAGCCUUGGUCGUAGCUCGAAAGGGCGAAUAUGAAAUUCGACAUGACUUCCCGAUACCAACUGUCGGUGACGACGAAGUUAUGAUACGAAGCCAUUACGUUGGGUUGAACCCUAUUGAUUGGAAGUCGGUUGAUUUUAAUUUUUGCCUGCCCGAGUUCCCAUGGGUAACUGGCAGAGAAAUGUCUGGUGUAGUGGCCCAAGUAGGAAAGAACGUCUCUGGAUACCGGGAAGGUGAAAGAGUCUGGACCAGCACCUACUACAAGGAUGUCCGCGCCGGAUGCUUCCAGGAGUUCGUCGUCGUGCCGUCACAUACAGUUCUGCCGAUACCCAGCACAGUAUCAUUCGAGGCAGCCUCUUGCCUCGGUGUUGCCGCUCUUACUGCGGGCAUGUCGCUAUGGAAAUGGCUCGGGGUGCCACUUCCAUCUGCUACGACCGAUAUGUCCGAAGAACAGUGGCUGCUGAUCUGGGGAGGUUCUACAGUCACUGGUCAGUUUGCGACACAAUUUGCAGUACACAGCGGCCUGAAGGUAAUUACGGUGAACUCAUCCGAGACCAAAGCUCUAUCGGAGGCACUCGGAGCGUCCCACGUUGUCGUAAGAGAUGGGAAGUCUAACGAGGCGUUGGUCGAGGAGAUACGAACCAUCACCAGUGGCCGUAUCACCCGCGCGAUCGACCUGGUAGGAACGAAGACGGCCGCCUUGGCAUUGGAUGCCGUCUCGACAGACGCACCUGUGGCCUUUGCUCCGCUGGCUAUGAUGUCAGGGUCUCAGGUCGUACCAGAAAAUGUGACUGUUCAUACAGUGGAAAUGAAGCAAUUCGUUCUGGAUAAGUCAAAUGUCUGUUACACGGAGGAGUUGGGGAAACUACUUGGGAGCGGCAAAGUGGUCUUGCCUGAACUGCACCUCAUUGAAGGUGGUCUAGAGGUUGUACAAGACGGGCUUGACAUGCUCAAGAAGGGCAACAUGAAAGGGAAGAAGCUGGUUGUACGGAUGUAA
This is a messenger RNA of Neoarthrinium moseri, 1203 nucleotides long. RefSeq lists its product as uncharacterized. Lineage: Eukaryota; Fungi; Ascomycota; Sordariomycetes; Amphisphaeriales; Apiosporaceae. Gene Ontology annotation, molecular function: oxidoreductase activity, acting on NAD(P)H. The coding region runs from base 1 to 1203 and encodes 400 amino acids. The record is from RefSeq and is a predicted model, not a curated record. The transcript is spliced from 2 exons.